Molecule: messenger RNA, 3107 nt
Organism: Naegleria gruberi
Lineage: Eukaryota; Heterolobosea; Eutetramitea; Acrasida; Naegleriidae
Product: alanine dehydrogenase
Exons: 1
Coding region: 1-3078 (1025 amino acids)
Cellular component (GO): cytoplasm
Molecular function (GO): saccharopine dehydrogenase activity
Source: RefSeq, a predicted model, not a curated record
AUGCACAAACUAAGCAAGGUCUUCAACGUUUCUUGCAAUCAUAUUGCUAAACAGCAAGCCAUUCGUCAAUCUUGCUAUAAAAAAACAAAUAUUAUUUCAUUGUUGGAAAAGGAAGGACGAAAGCAAGGAUUCCAUUGCACUGUUUUUAAUUCAAGACUUAGAAAAUAUAGUGAAUCGGGUGAAACACCAACAAUUGGUAUUCGUAGAGAAGAUAAAAAUGUUUGGGAACGUAGAGUACCUCUCACACCAUCCCAAUGUGAAGAAUUGAUCAAGGAACAUGGUAUUCGUAUUGUAAUUCAACCAUCAACAACUCGUGCUUUUGGUGAUGAAGAAUAUAGAGAAGCUGGCUGUGAGAUUAAUGAAGAUUUGAGUAUUGCCCAAACAAUCUUGGCAGUUAAAGAAGUUCCAGCCCAAUUAUUAAUUCCGAACAAGACUUACAUGUUCUUCUCUCACACAAUUAAAGGACAAUGGUAUAACAUGAAUAUGUUGGACACUAUUUUAGAAAAGAAAAUUAGAUUGAUCGAUUAUGAACGUAUUGUGAAGGAAGUUGAAAUUCCAGGAACUGAAAAAACAGUAGAAGAAAGAUUGGUAAGAUUUGGUCCUUUUGCUGGUAAUGCUGGUGUUAUUGAUACACUUCAUAUUCUCGGAGAAAGAUUAUUGACUCAAUAUGGAUAUACAAGUCCUUUCCUCAGCAUUUCAUAUGCUAGAAAUUACAUUAGUCUUGAAAUUUGUAAACAUGCCUUGAAUGAAAUUGGCAGAAAGAUUAGUCAAUAUGGUAUCAACAAGGAUUUAUUCCCAAUGACCUUUGUUAUGACUGGUAAAGGUGGUUCUGUUUGUCAUGGUAUGAAGGAAAUGAUUCAACAAUUGCAACCUCCAGAAUUAACACACAAAACAGUUGAAUUUUUGAGAACACCACAAGAAUUGAGAGCUUUGUGGGAAAAGAAAGCUAGAGGUGAAGUAACCAAGGAAGAUUGUAGAAAGAUUUAUAUUUUAAUUUGUGGUCCUGAAUAUAUGGUUAAACACAAGUCACAAACUCAACCAUUUGACAAGUAUGAUUACUAUGCUAAUCCACAAGAUUACGAACCAAUUUUCCACGAAACAAUUAUUCCAUACACUAAAGUUUUGUUAAACGGCAUGUAUUGGGAUGCCAGAUAUCCAAGAUUAAUCACUAACAAGCAAGCUAAACAAUUAAUUGAUCAAAAUAGAUUCCCACUCAUUUGUGUUGGUGAUGUUUCUUGUGAUCCUGGUGGUUCUGUUGAAUUCUUGACUAAGACUACUACAAUUUCCUCUCCUGUCUAUGUAAAUAAUAUCAAGGAAGACAAGAUUCUUGACGAUACUGUAAUUGGUGAAGGUGUUGCAAUGCUUGCUGUUGACCACUUGCCAGCUGAAUUCCCAAGAUCUUCCAGUAGUUUGUUUGGUUCUCACCUUUUCCCAUUCAUUCCAGAUCUUGCUAGAUCAUUUGUUACUAUGAGUUCUCCAUUAGAAACUCAAAUGAAAUAUUUGCCAACUGAGCUCAGAAAGGCUGUAAUUACAUCAGGUGGUAAAUUGACACCAAACUUUGAAUAUAUUGACAAGAUUAGAGGUCCAAGAUCUAGCAGAGUUUUGAUUUUGGGAUCAGGAUAUGUUGUUCCUCCAAUUAUUGACUACUUGAUCGAUAAUCCAAGAGAUAUUGCCACCGUUACCGUUGCCUCUGAUAAGAUUUCUUCUGAAUUCAAGAGCAAGUAUUCUGAUUCUAAGAAAUCUGUUGAAUUUGUUAGUAAUCUCAAUGUUACUAAUGAUAGUCAAUUGCUUGCUGAUUUGAUUAGCAAAUGUGAUAUUGUACUUUCAUUGGUUCCAGCUCCACUCCAUCCAAUUGUUGCUCAACAAUGUUUAAAGUAUGAAAAACAUCUCGUCACUGCCAGUUAUAUUAGUCCAGAAAUGGAACAAUUGAACGAACAAGCUAAAGAAAAGGGUUUGCUCUUCAUUAAUGAAAUUGGUUUGGAUCCUGGUAUUGAUCACAUGUGUAUUAUGAAGACUCUCGAUCAAGUUGUUGGUCAAAGAGGUGGUAAGGUUGAAAGCUUCAAGAGCUUCUGUGGUGCUCUCCCAGCCCCUGAAUCAUCUGAUAAUCCUCUUGGUUACAAGUUCAGUUGGUCUCCAAUUGGUGUUUUGAGAGCUUCUCAAAAUCCAUGUUUAUUCAUGAAGGAUGGUGAAGUUGUCAAUGUUACUGAUGGUAACAAGCUCACUUUCCUCAAUGAAAAGGUUGACGUCAAGUUUAAGGGAUUCAAUUUUGAAGUUAUUCCAAACAGAGAUUCCCUCAAGUACAUUUCCAAGUACAAGUAUCUGAAUGAAAAGGACUUGAAGACCAUGAUGAGAGGAACCCUCAGAUUUGGUGGUUUCUGUGAAGUUUUCAGAUUACUCACUCUUUUAGGAUACCUCAAUCAAAGCACUGUCAUUCCAGCUGAUGCCAAGACUUAUCGUGAUAUUUUCUGUACUCAAUUGGGUGUUCCAGUUUCUACUGAUUUGAAGACCAUUUCUGCCAAGGUCACCAGUCUUUACAAUGAAAAGAUUGAUGCCAUGUUCUCUAACAUUACUGACAAGUACCAACAAGCUAUUUACAAUAGACUUAAGGCUAACGCUCAAACUGAUGUUUCUUUCGCUCUCAAGAGUGUAAAACAACUUGGUUUGCUUUCUACUGAUUCAUUUGGUGAAAAACCAAAGAGUGGAUUACUCCUUGAUUUGAUCUGUACUCACCUUGAAAAGGAACUUGCCCUCUCUGCUGAUGACAAGGAUCUCAACUUUAUGGUCCAUGAAUUUAUUGUAAACUAUGAAAAGGAAAAUGUUAAGGAAAAGAUUACCUCAACUGUUUGUGUUUAUGGUGACAAGAAGGAAGGAACUGCCACAAGUAGAACUGUUGGUUUACCUGUUGCUAUCACUGCUGUACUUGUUGCUAAGGAAUCAGCUGCCCUUAAAAAGUCAGUUGGUGGAGGUGGUGUCAUUGGUCCAACUUCAACACCACUUUUAUAUGAAGGAGUUUUGAGUAAGCUUGAACAACAAGGAAUUACUGUCGAAGAAACUGUUGAACCAUACGAAGAAAUGUAAUAAAUUAUUUAAUGAUUAAUUGGAUUAUU